Acanthopagrus latus (yellowfin seabream) is the source of this 4858-nucleotide messenger RNA. RefSeq names its product phosphorylase kinase, beta (gene phkb). Gene Ontology annotation, biological process: glycogen metabolic process. Gene Ontology annotation, molecular function: calmodulin binding. NCBI's taxonomy places the organism in Eukaryota, Metazoa, Chordata, Actinopteri, Spariformes, Sparidae. The transcript is spliced from 32 exons. Gene Ontology annotation, cellular component: phosphorylase kinase complex. The coding region runs from base 152 to 3409 and encodes 1085 amino acids. The record is from RefSeq and is a predicted model, not a curated record.
CCUCUCACUUGUUGACGCCUUUGACACUGUGUAAACAUGGCGAGCCUGGCAGAUGUCGGCUGGAAACUCCUGGAAUUCAAAUCCCGAUCAAAAAGAUCAGAUUUGUGAUUUAGCUGAGAGAGACGAUUGACCCUAAUUGCGCCUUUUGACAAUGGCCGCUUCAGUAGCUGCGUCUGCCCGGCCCCAUCGGAAAGUUCACAGACUCGGUUCAAUCUAUGAACCUCUCAAACUGUCCAAUCUCCAGCGUGAGGAUGAGCCCUUAUGGGAGAAGCUGGACCGCUACUACAACGCUGUUAAGACAACCAUUCUGAACUACCAGAGUCCCACCACUGGCCUUUUCCCGGUCAAAACAUGCUCCACCUGCAAGGAGGCCAAGGUCCGGGACUCCCUGUACUGUGCUGCUGGUGCCUGGGCCCUGGCUAUGGCCUACCGGCGCAUUGAUGACGAUUUGGGGCGGACCCAUGAAUUGGAGCAUUCUGCCAUCAAGUGCAUGAGGGGGAUCCUCUACUGCUACAUGAGACAGGCUGAUAAGGUGGAGCAGUUCAAACAGGAUCCCAGCCCCUCCAAGUGUCUGCACUCGGUGUUCAACGUGGACACAGGUGAUGAGGUGUACUCCUACGGCGACUACCACCACCUGCAGAUCGAUGCCGUUUCUCUGUUUCUGCUGUACCUGGUGGAGAUGAUCUGCGCCGGUCUGCAGAUCAUUUACAACACUGAUGAGGUUUCCUUCAUCCAGAACCUGGUGUUCUGUGUGGAAAGAGCCUACAGGGUCCCUGACUAUGGCAUGUGGGAGAGAGGCAGCAAAUACAACAAUGGCAGCCCUGAGCUGCAUUCCAGCUCUGUGGGCCUGGCUAAAGCUGCUCUGGAGGCCAUCAAUGGAUUCAACCUGUUUGGAAACCAGGGUUGUUCGUGGUCGGUGAUAUUUGUGGAUCUGGACGCCCACAACAGAAACAGGCAAACCUUGUGCUCCCUUCUGCCCCGAGAGUCUCGCUCACAUAAUACGGAUGCAGCCUUACUGUCGACCAUCAGCUACCCUGCCUUUGCAGUGGACGAUGACGCCCUCUACAGUCAGACACUGGACAAAAUUGUUCGCAAGCUGCGGGGGAAAUACGGCUUUAAGCGUUUCCUCCGUGAUGGCUACCGCACUGCAAACGAAGACAAGAACCGCCGCUACUACAAGCCUGCAGAAAUGAAGCUUUUUGAUGGAAUCGAGUGCGAGUUUCCCAUAUUUUUCAUCUACAUGAUGAUUGACGGGGUGUUCAGAGGAAAUAAAGAUCAGGUCAAAGAGUACCAGGACCUCCUUGAACCCAUCAUCUUCCAGUCUUAUGAGGGCCAUGCUGUGAUCCCCAAAUACUACUACGUACCGGCUGACUUCGUGGAGGCAGAGCAGAACAAGCAUGGAAGCCAGAAGCGUUUUCCUAGCAACUCUGGCCGUGAUGGGAAGAUCUUUCUGUGCGGUCAGGCCCUUUACAACAUCGCCAGGCUGCUGGUGGAUGAGCUGAUCAGCCCGAAUGAUAUCGAUCCCAUCCACCGCUACGUGCCGCGCCAGGACCAGCGCAACGUCAGCAUGCGAUACUCCAAUCAGGGUCCCAUCGAGAAUGAUGUUGUGAUUCACGUGGCCCUGAUAGCAGAAAGCCAGAGACUGCAGGUGUUUUUGAACACUUACGGCAUUCAGACCCAGACACCCCAGCAGGUGGAGCCCAUUCAGAUCUGGCCUCAGAAGGAGCUGGUUAAGGCAUAUCGUUUCCUUGCCAUCAAUAAGAAACUGGGGUUGAGUGGGCGUCCGGAGAGGCCCGUCGGCUGCAUCGGGACCUGCAAGAUUUAUCGUAUCCUGGGCAAGACGGUGGUGUGCUACCCAAUAGUGUUUGAUCUGAGUGACUUUUACUUGUCCCAAGAUGUUAUGCUGCUGAUUGAUGACAUUAAGAACGCCCUGCAGUUCAUCAAACAGUGCUGGAAGAUGCAGGGACGUCCUCUCUUCCUGGUUCUCAUCCGCGAGGAUAACAUCAAAGGGAGCCGCUUCAACCCAGUACUGGACAUGCUGGCCUCUUUCAAGAAGGGCAACAUCGGAGGGGUCAAAGUUCACGUGGACAGACUUCAGACCCUGAUAUCUGGAGCAGUGGUGGAGCAGCUGGACUUCCUGCGUGUCAACGAGGCAGAGAUCCCAGAGUUUAAGAGCUUUGAGGAGUUGGAGCUGCCUAAACACUCCAAGGUGAAGAGACAGACGAGCACGCCCAACGCCUCCGACCUGGAGCAGCAGCCAGAGAUCAGCGUGGAGGAGUGGCUGCACAAGCCCACCAAUGAGAUCAUCCAGAAGUUCCAUGACUCCAACUGUUUGGCCAGUCAGGCUCAGCUUGCAGGCAUCCUUCUCAGGAGAGAGGGACCAGACUACCUCUCCAGAGACGAAAACAUGAUGGAUGAGCUGGAAAGAAUCUAUAGAAGAGCUGGAAGCAGAAAGCUUUGGUCUGUUGUCCGUCUUGCUGCCAGUCUGUUAACUAAACUAGUGGACAGCCUUGCCCCCAGUAUUACUAGUGUUUUAGUGCAUGGCAAGCAGGUGACCAUCGGCCUAUUCGGGCAAGAGGAGGAGGUGAUCUCCAAUCCACUGUCGCCAGGGGUGAUCCAAGGCAUCAUCUACAGCAAGUGCUUGGCUCAAGGUGGGGAGCAGGAGGCCGUCCUUCAGCAGGAGCUGGUCAUACAUAUCGGAUGGAUCAUCUCCAACAACCCAGAGCUGUUCAGUGGCAUGCUCAAGAUCAGAGUCGGAUGGAUCGUCCAGGCCAUGAAGCACGAGCUGAAGAUCCGUGCAGGAGACAUGCCGCCCCAGGACAUCCACCAGCUCUCCCCCAGCGACAUCAAGCAGCUGCUGCUGGACGUCCUGCAGCCACAGCACCACGCCAGGUCUUGGCUGAACAGGCGUCAGAUCGACGGCUCUCUGAACAGGACCCCUCUGGGCUUUUAUGAUCGUGUGUGGCAGAUCCUGGAGAGGACCCCGAACGGUAUCUUGGUGGCUGGGACUCACCUCCCACAGCAACCGACACUGUCUGACAUGACCAUGUAUGAGAUGAACUUCUCCCUGCUGGUGGAGGACACGCUGAAGAACAUCGUCCUCCCUGAGUACAGACAAAUCAUAGUCGAGCUGCUGAUGGUGGUGUCCAUUGUGCUGGAGAGGAACCCGGAGCUGGAGUUCAGCGACAAGGUGGAUCUGGACGGCCUGGUGAAGGAAGCCUUUAACGAUUUCCAGAGGGAUCGCAGCCGCUUUGAAGGCAUAGAGAAACAGGACAACAUGGAGGCAUUCUAUAACACACCACCAGUGGGAAAGAGAGGCACCUCCAGCUACCUGACCAAGGCUGUCAUGAUCCAGUUGCUUCAAGGGGAUGUGAAGCCCUGCAAGGACGACCCGUGCUCUGUUAGCUAGAUUUACAAUGCUUUUGACCCCUAAUCCCAUCCUGCUGCAGUGUAGUCAUCAAACGGUCCGGUGAGAACUACAGAGUGUGUAACAUGUAUUCAACGAUCCUCCCCUCAGCAGAACUCCUGGACAGUAGAAGCUGUUAGCUGAAGCUUCCACUGCCAUAGAUUAGCAUGUGUGCAGUUUGCUCCAUGGGUUGAAAAUACAUCAGCCAUGUUUCUUUUGUUUUGUUUUGUUUUGACAGAGUGAGUUCAGUAUCCCAACUACAGUAUGCUGUGCGUUCAAAUUAAGAUUUGAAUGGAGUUACAGUCAAUUUCUCAAGUUCUUUAUUAGCAUCGGUGGCUAGUCGUGUCAAACAUAGCCACAUAAUUAAGUUGUUAGAUGCCAUAGAUGAACAUAUUUUCUCUUUUUUUUCCGGGGGUUUAUGUUGUACACUUUCAUCAGUUUAACUUAACUUAGUAGCACCUAGACUUGCUUUACCUCUCUACACAUUUGACAGUUUCUUCAGUUCAGUUUGGCUCCAUAUUUAACAUAUAGACACAAGAGUGUAUCAAUUUUGUCAUCUCGUUCCCUGUUAAAAAGAGAAAAGAGAAAAAAAAAGUUUCCCAGCGUUUCAAAAUGUUUCUUUCAUUUUUGGUAAUGUCAAUAAAUCUAAUUUAGAUGUCCAGUAUUCUGGCUGUCAGAUAUUGAUGAAUAACUGUGAACUCACAGCUGAAUGAAGCAGGUGCUCAGAUGCAACUGUUCACACUGUACCUCACCAGCAAUAACCUACAGCUGUUACAUAGCAUUUAGUCAGUACAAGGUCAUGUUGUAUUAUGAGAUAUGUCGUCCUUAAAUUGGUGCAUUUGGCUCCUGGCGGACUAAAUGUGUCACCAGAUAUAAGAGCUGUAAAUCCUUUCUGAUAAAUCUGUAUAAAAGCAUGAACCCUCUUCAGAUUGAAGAUGAAUUAUACAACAUAUUAUCCAACUUAAAAUACAUCCAUGUCAGAGUGAGGUGAUUGUUGUGCUGUCGACCUUCUUUCCUUUCUCUCUUUGUCCCCUUACCUCUAUGCACGCACAGUCUGCUGCAUGAGAAUACUGUUUGAUAAAACCAUCCUGAUGGUUUCUCUGAAUGUUAUAGGCUACAAUAGAGUUUCUGAGAGGUUUUGCCCAGUUGAGCUCUGCAUGACAAUGACUGCUUCUUAUCUGAAGUCCUGGGACGGAGGACGUUUUAGAAAAUGCUGUUUUCCUGAAUCUGGGCAACAGAACAGCCUGCUGUUAACAUGAAAUGACAAUGGACUCAUUCUGACUUAUUUUAAAGCGUGCCUCUCUGAAUAUCCACACUGUGAUGAAUCCGCCCAACCAUGUCACUGUGUGUGUGUGUGUGUGUGUGUGUGUGUGUGUGUUGUUUACCGUUGUUCAAAAGAAGUAUUUUUACUCACAACUGUAGUUUCACAGAAUAAAGUCAUCAUGGAAUGUA